AUGCUUGUUAGUUACCUAGCUUCCUCUGCCUUUUCAUAUCUAUCUAUCUAUCUAUCUAUCUAUCUAUCUAUCUAUCUAUCUAUCUAUCUAUCUAUCUCAGCCUGUCCAUAUCUAUCUCUAUUUACUUACCUAGCUUCCUCUGCCUAUUCAUAUCUAUCUAUCUAUCUAUCUAUCUAUCUAUCUAUCUAUCUAUCUAUCUAUCUAUCUAUCUCAGCCUGUCCAUAUCUAUCUCUAUUUACUUACCUAGCUUCCUCUGUCUAUUCAUAUCUAUCUAUCUAUCUAUCUAUCUAUCUAUCUAUCUAUCUAUCUAUCUAUCUAUCUCAGCCUGUUCAUAUCUAUCUCUAUCUUCGUCUGCCUUUUCAUAUCUAUCUAUCUAUCUAUCUAUCUAUCUAUCUAUCUAUGUCAGUAUUUCUCUCUCUCUCUCUAUCUAUCUAUCUAUCUAUCUAUGUCAGUAUUUCUCUCUCUCUCUUUAUCUAUCUAUCUAUGUCAGUAUUUCUCUCUCUCUCUCUCUAUCUAUCUAUCUAUCUUUCUAUCUAUGUCAGUAUUUCUCUCUCUCUAUCUAUCUAUCUAUCUUUCUAUCUAUGUCAGUAUUUCUCUCUCUCUCUCUCUCUCUCUCUCUCUAUCUAUCUAUCUAUCUAUCUCUUGUUUUAA
This is a messenger RNA of Acanthosepion pharaonis, 651 nucleotides long. Lineage: Eukaryota; Metazoa; Mollusca; Cephalopoda; Sepiida; Sepiidae. The record is from the annotation of a GenBank genome assembly.